GACCUCUCUUCUAUCCCUGGGCCAUUUUGCUUGAGCUGCUCCAACAAACGCCCGUUCGAUUCGCGCCUAGAUAACCCGAAGCUCUGGACAAUCUUCCAAAGUUCCCCAAGCAACGGCGCAUAGCGCUCAAAUACCAAUACAUAGAACCGGCAUAACAGUACAGAAACCACGCAUAUAUAACACUUCCAGGUAUGGCGAACGGUCUCUUCACAUACGUUGCCAUCUCCUUGUUCACUAUCGGCCCGCUUCUCGCCCUGUUUAUCCCCUUCAUAUGGCGAUUGGUCGGUUCCUCGCUGGGAUGGUACUUGCGUAGGAAGACAGACGGCCGACGCUGCCACAUUCUCGAGGUGGUAGAGGCCGACGAAAGAAAAUAUCGAGACUCCAAGGGCGCAAAGGGCCGAAAAGAGGAGAAAGAGGAUCGGGACACCGUCAACAACACCGAAGCUACCGGCACAUCCGACGGCAAGGUCUACGAUAAGGAUUGGGAUGGCAUCGUGGGCUUCUUUCACCCCUUUUGCAACGCCGGCGGAGGCGGAGAGAGGGUCCUUUGGGCUGCUAUUCGGGCCACGCAGAAACGCUGGCCCAAAGCCAAGUGUGUUGUCUAUACGGGUGAUCACGAUGUUAGCAAGGAGGCUAUCCUCUCCAGAGUAGAGCAACGCUUCAACAUCCACCUCCACCCGCCCACCGUCAACUUCCUCUACCUGUCUACCCGGCGAUGGGUUCUCGCCUCCACAUGGCCCUACUUCACCCUCGCCGGCCAGUCCUUUGGCUCUCUUAUCAUGGCCUGGGACGCCUUCUCCCUGCUCGUGCCCGACAUCUUCGUCGACACUAUGGGCUACGCCUUCGCUCUCGGUUUCUCCCGCUUCCUCUUCCGCGACGUGCCCACAGCCGCCUACGUGCACUACCCAACCAUCUCGACCGACAUGCUCGAGUCACUCGAUCCGGCCUCCACCGUCGGCAGCCAGGGCGUCAACGCCGGCAAGGGCACUGGUGCCAAGGGCCGCGCCAAGAAGAUCUACUGGCAGCUGUUCGCACGGCUGUACUCGCUCAUGGGCGCGUCCGUGGACGUGGUAAUGACCAAUUCGACCUGGACGCAGGCGCACAUCGAGAAGCUCUGGGGACCUGUGCGCAACCUGACGGGCGCGGUGCCCGGUAUCAAGUCCAAGGUCAACCCCAUCGCGGUGGUCUACCCGCCCGUGGCCGUCGAGGAGCUGGAGCAGGAGGUUGAGGUCUCCCCGGAAGGCGAGAAGCGGAGAGAGAAUGUGCUCCUGUACAUUGCGCAGUUCAGGCCAGAGAAGAAUCACCAACUCAUUGUGCAGGCGUUUGCGGAAUUCUUGAAGAGCGGAUCGGAAGCGGCGAGGGACGCAAAGUUGGUCCUGGUCGGCAGUGUAAGGGAUGAUUACGACUCGAAGAGGGUCUACAAGCUACGGCUGCUGGUUAACGAGCUGCAUAUCAAGGACCGGGUUGAGUUCCAUCUGGAUGCGUCGUGGCCGGAUAUCCUGGAGUGGUUGAGGCGCGCAAGCGUAGGCGUUAAUGGCAUGUGGAACGAGCACUUUGGCAUCGGAGUGGUGGAGUAUCAGGCUGCUGGGUUGAUCUCGGUGGUGCAUGAUAGUGGUGGACCGAAGCUAGAUAUCGUUGUCGAGGUCGAUGGAGAACCUACUGGCUUCCACGCCACGACCUCCAAGGAAUUCGCAGAGGGCUUCGAGAAGGCUUUGUCCUUGCCUAACCCGUACGCUGUCAGGUUAAGGGCCCGCAAGUCGGCGAAACGCUUCACUGAGGAGGAGUUCGCGAGGAGGUGGAUCGAGCAACUGGAGAAAUGUGUGGCUAUCAAGGCGGUCGAAAAGCCCAAGAGCAGACAGUGAUCGCGCGAUCUACUGCCCUGUUCGCUCCUGCACCACGCCUUACUAUACUAACGUCAUUACUAUGUUGGAGAGGGUGGCUGGGCUAUAGGUCCCUGCCAGCAGAAACAGUAAAUAUCAUCAUGGAUACCCUUUUCUUAAUAUACAAAUAAUCAACCAGCUGUUUGUAUUUAUCCUGAGUUGUUGAAAUGUCAUGCAUCGGGAGGUGGUCAGACAUAUAUGGGCACUAUCAGCCUUGUCUUAAUCAUGAUGGGUAUAUAGAGGCUUGAAUCAAUUCACAUUUUCUUGAUGAU
Neurospora tetrasperma FGSC 2508 is the source of this 2152-nucleotide messenger RNA. RefSeq lists its product as uncharacterized. Gene Ontology annotation, cellular component: endoplasmic reticulum membrane. The record is from RefSeq and is a predicted model, not a curated record. Gene Ontology annotation, molecular function: GDP-Man:Man(3)GlcNAc(2)-PP-Dol alpha-1,2-mannosyltransferase activity. Lineage: Eukaryota; Fungi; Ascomycota; Sordariomycetes; Sordariales; Sordariaceae. Gene Ontology annotation, biological process: protein N-linked glycosylation. The coding region runs from base 192 to 1862 and encodes 556 amino acids. The transcript has 4 exons.